CUCCCUUUGUCGGUGUCUGCGUCUCCCUCCUCUCUCUCCACUAAUAUCUCUCUCCGUUCCUCCCUCCUCCCCCCCAACACACCCGCCGCCAAAACCCUAGCUCCAUCCCGCCGAUCGCCGCCGCCGCCGCCCUCCCGCCGGCCCGCCCGCGCGAGCCCCGGCGAGACCCCAUCCCCCGGCUCGGCCAAGCGCCCGUCGCCCCGCCCCCCCUCCCUCCGCCGCCGCCGCUGCCGCUGCCGCUGCCGCGAUGGACAUGGAUACCUACGAGCGCCUCGUCGCCGAGAACCGGCGCCGCGGCACGCGCUUCGAUGCGCUGAUCGUGCUCGACGAGGCGGAGGGGAGCGACGAGGAGGAGGAGGAGGAGCGGGCGGCAGGGGUCGGGGUGGCGGACGAGCUGCCCUGCCCGUUCUGCGGCGAGGAGCUGGACGCCGUGGGGCUGCUGUGCCACAUGGAGGAUGAACACCACGCCGAGGCCAAUGCCGGGGUGUGCCCAAUUUGUGCAGGUAAGGUUGACAUGUUAGUUGACCACAUGAGCUUACAGCAUCGAGCUUUCUUGAAGGAUAAGUGGAGAAACCAGCAAGGUUUGUCUGGGUCACGUUAUUCAACGCUUGCAUCAUUGAAGAGAGAUCUUGAGAGUAUAAGUAGAUCAUCACGUGCUGCCCCAGUCAGCACAGUGCCUGAUCCUCUACUGUCCUCUUUUGUUGGUAACUUCUCUGAAGUAGAUUUGCCAAGGGAUGCUAAGAAAGAGCCCUUGGAUGAGACAGAAGUGGGAAGUGAUAACUUGGACCAGAAAGCAGCAGAGAGUGUGGAUGAGCCUUUGCUCCCUGAGGUCAAGGUGGAGCGAAUCAGGAGGAGCCAAUUUGCACAGGGGCUCGUCUUGUCCCUGAUAUUUGAUGACAUCUUAUGAAGGGUGACCCAAAAAGCCAAUGGAGGAGGCAACUCUCGCUACCAUCGAACAGGCCUUACACCGAGCACAAGGUGCUGCCGCAGCUGUUGUAACGACUCGCUGAUCUGCCAUCAGAAGGUGGUGCCAUUACUCCGGGAUAAUGGGGAGAUGAAUUGUGGAUAUGGAUGUUCCUUAGUAUAUGCAUCAUCAUUGCAUGGACAAUAGAGUAUAUGUAUAGUUUGUUAGCAUCGUGGUACCGGAUAUGUUGGGAGCCCUGUAUGUAAUAUUGGGGGAGGCCGAGCUACUAUCUAUCGUAAAUCAGCCAUUUGAUCAUGUGUUUGUGGUGUUUUGCUGC
This is a messenger RNA of Setaria italica (foxtail millet), 1241 nucleotides long. Its product is annotated as protein DEHYDRATION-INDUCED 19 homolog 2. Bases 248 to 907 code for a protein of 219 amino acids. The record is from RefSeq and is a predicted model, not a curated record. NCBI's taxonomy places the organism in Eukaryota, Viridiplantae, Streptophyta, Magnoliopsida, Poales, Poaceae. The transcript is spliced from 5 exons.